UCGACUGUGUGUAAAAUUUACUCGAAAAAAUCUUCAGAGUUUGUUUACAUACGAAUGCGGUAUUUAUGUUUACAUAAAACCGGUGUAGUAUUUUCAUUAGUUGCUUAUAUUCUAUAUAAAAAUAAUAACGAUAAAAUUCUUUAAUUACUACUGAUCUUUAUUGUGCUUCGCUAAAAGUGGAGAGAUUCGAUUUAAAAUCAUUUUACACAUAAAGAAACCCAACCUUUUUGUCAGUGUAUAAACACAUAGUAUACUAACCACUUUUUGUUGACUGGUUGCAAACUUCUGUAAUUUUGACAAUUGAUCCUUUUUCUUGUUUUCCUAACAUUAAGAAUAAUAAUGAGUGCAUAAAAUAACAGUCAGUUAAUAAUAGUGAUUUUUAAUAAGAAGAUUAUAUUUUCCGAAGAGAAGAACGAGAAGAAAUUUAACGAUUAUUUAUACUCGCAGGUGGAGAUUGUGGGAAAAAUGAAAAAAUUUAAACGAGCUCAGGCUGAGAAUCGGGCAGCAAUUGAAAAGCAUUUAGAAUCAAAUGAAUUUUUAGAUUCCUCGAGUGAGGAAGAGGAUAGCGGAAAUGUCUUAGACGAAGCCGUAGGCAAAGUUUUAUCCUCAUACCAAGUUGAAGGUGGUGAUACGGAAAAAACUUUGUCUUAUUUGAGCGAAGUUUUGCAGUCAGGAGGAGCCAUUUGUUUAAUCUGUAUCUCAUCAGUUAAAAAGACAGACGCGAUAUGGAAUUGUUAUGAAUGUUUUACUUUCAUGCAUUUACCAUGCAUUCAGCAUUGGAUUCGUGAUAGUUUAACUUAUAAACGGGAGAAGGGAAUCAAUCCUCAGUGGGCUUGUCCAAAGUGCCGGACGGAAUACAAAGAAAAUGAAAUUCCAACAAAGUAUACAUGCUUUUGUGGAAAGUCGAUCGAUCCUCCCUAUCAACCAUGGUCGAUUCCUCAUUCCUGUGGUGAGGCAUGUGGCAAGUACCUUCAGCCGAACUGUGGACACAAAUGUCUACUUCUCUGCCAUCCGGGACCUUGUCCACCGUGUCCAAAAACCGUCACUGUCAAGUGCUUUUGCGGUAAGCAACCAGCACGGCCUCGUCGAUGCAACAUGAAGGAAUGGAGCUGUGGAAGCAUCUGCUGUAAGAAAUAUAAAUUAUGCGCUCACAGUUGUCAGAAAGAUUGUCACAGAGGCGAUUGUCCACCAUGUACUGAAAUUGUACUCGCUUCAUGCAACUGCCAAGCUGAAAGUGAACCUCGACCCUGCAACGAAUCUAUUUGGUUUUGUGACAAGCCUUGUGGUCAACGAUUCCCAUGCAAUGUCCACUUUUGCGAAAGUCUUUGUCACAAAGCUGGCGACUGUGCGGGAUGUCCGGUUGAAAAGAAUCGCACCUGUCCUUGUGGCAAGAAAAAGUACUCCGUCUCCUGUAAACAGCAGCAAGUUCCCACUUGUGGAGAUACUUGCGGAAAACUUCUAGACUGUGGUCAACAUUUUUGUAACAUGAGAUGUCACACUGAGAAAUGUGGACAGUGUCUGGAAGUGGUGAUGAAAACCUGUCGCUGUGGCAGUUACCAAAAGGAAAUAGCCUGCACGAAGGACUUUCACUGUAACAAAAAGUGCACCCAAUGGAGACUCUGCGGUAGGCAUCAUUGCAACAAAAAAUGUUGCGACUGCCUGAUUAAGAAUACGUUCAACACUUGCGAGAAGGUUUGCGACAAUCAAUUAAACUGCCAGAAGCACAAAUGCGCUGCGCCCUGUCACAGCGGUCCAUGUUAUCCUUGCACUAGAAUUGAUGUAAUUCAAUGCAGAUGCGGAAGCAGCAAAAUCACCGUUCCCUGCGGAUCUGUCAAGAGAAUCAAACCACCAAAUUGCAACAAACUUUGUAAAAUUCCACCAGUCUGCCAUCAUCCAAAACGCGAAUCGCACAAAUGUCACCGAGGCGCUUGUCCUCCUUGCAAGAAAAUUUGCGGCCUCGUUGACAAAAGAUGUGGACAUUCCUGUCCUGCAAUUUGUCACACGAAAGUUUGGACGAAAGUCAAGAUUAAUGGAGAUGUGCAACCCACUGCCCCCUGGGAUAAUAAUCGGAAGGAGCAUUGGAAAAUGAAGACACUGCCUUGUCCUCCCUGUGAAGUCUCUGUUAUGGUUACUUGCCUUGGAGGUCAUGAAACUUUACCCUGGCCUUGUCACAAGGCAAUUCCCAGCUCAUGUUUGAGGGAAUGUGGACGGCUACUGACUUGUACAAAUCAUAAUUGUGAGAAACUUUGUCAUAAAGUGGAUGUGGACGAAAAUGACGAAAACGAUGACGAUGAUGUGACUAAUGAAGAUAAAUGUAUGGUUUGUGAGAAACCUUGCGUCUUUCCUAGACCAAAGGGUUGUACUCAUUCCUGCAUGAAAGUUUGCCAUCCGGCUCCCUGCAAUCCUUGUAAACAACUGGUUCGAGUUGGAUGUCAUUGCGGUAUUAAUUUCCUCUACAAACGAUGCACUGAACUCACUUCAGCGAAUAAACAGCAGAAGGAUGAAAUUUUGAGAUGCGGUAACCAGUGUCCUAAAAAUUACUCUUGUGGGCAUCGUUGUGUAGAUAUUUGCCAUUCUGGACCCUGUUUAAAGGAGGAAUCCUGCAAUAAAAAAGUCAAGGUCUGGUGUAAGUGUAAAAGGCUUAAGAAAGAUUUUUCAUGUAUUCAAAUUCGUAAAGGCAAUGGAAUCGUGAAGUGUGACGAUGUUUGUCAGAAAAUAAAAGAUGAAUUAGAGAAAGCUAGGGAAUUAGAAAUUGCGAAAAAGAAUAAGGAGGAGGAACUGAAAAAUCAAAGAGAAAUAGAAAUGUUUGAAAAGAAAUUUAAACCAAAACGAAAAAUGAAAGAUCGAUCGCAUCUUAACGAUAAAUCAAAGUCUGGCUCAAGAAAUUGGACAAGAUAUGGAAUUUUUGCUAUGGUAGUCCUACUAAUUGCAUUUGCGAUCACGCACUAUUUUUUAAAAAUUUAAUUUAAAGAAUCGAAUGCGAACAUUUUAUUUAAAUUCUAGAAAUUUAUGACACUUUAUUAAAGAUACAAAAGUGAUAUUUAAUUAUUUUCAAACUGCUUGGUUCUUGAUGUGAAAUUUCAAACCUUAAUAACAAAUUUUUUAUUUUUUUUUAUAAAUGAUUGCUCUAGUGAAGUUUUAUUAGUGCAUUGAAUUUUUAAAUUACGUACAUUUAAGCUCUUGAAAUCGUUUUUCGGAGAUUAUACAUUUUUUUAAGACUGUGAUACAGAAAAUCGUCCGAUUCAUCAUGCUUUUCACUGACUUCUCCGUAAAAACAAAGUCUUCAUUUUAGAAAAAAGUGAUUGCAUCAAAAAGUUUUGAAGUCUUUUUAAUUUUGUAAAACUAACAUCGGAUUCGAAAUCAGUGACCCCGAAAACCAAGUAACAAGUUUCAAUUCAAUCUGAUAAAUUUGAAAAAAUUAUCCUCCAUAUUAGAACCGCCAUUUUGAAUUUCGAAAAACUGACCUAGGAUUAGUUCUUAGUGACUCCAAAAACUUACUAAAGUGCUCUUGAUUAAUAAUUUUCUUAAUUAGAAAAAUGUAUGCGCAGGCACAGUGCCUAUAAAUACUGAUAAAUAGCUACAAAAUUGUUUUGCACCGAUAAUUAUUAGCUUAAGUUUAAAAAGCCUAAAAAUAAGAACAAACGCAAACAAAGGUCCAUUUAUACAUUUCAAAAGCACGUAUUUUUACAGUGUUCCAAAAAGUUUUGUAUCACAGUGUGUGCUUUAUAAUCAAGUAGACAAAUUUUGCUACAACUUUAACAUC
Molecule: messenger RNA, 3763 nt
Organism: Leptopilina heterotoma
Lineage: Eukaryota; Metazoa; Arthropoda; Insecta; Hymenoptera; Figitidae
Product: NF-X1-type zinc finger protein NFXL1
Exons: 5
Coding region: 466-2964 (832 amino acids)
Biological process (GO): regulation of DNA-templated transcription
Cellular component (GO): nucleus
Molecular function (GO): DNA-binding transcription factor activity, RNA polymerase II-specific; RNA polymerase II transcription regulatory region sequence-specific DNA binding; zinc ion binding
Source: RefSeq, a predicted model, not a curated record